AUGAAACUCCACGCUGCAGCUUUCCUUGUCAUCUUCUGGCUUGCCACCUUCACCGUGCACACGGUGAAAGGGAGCAUUGGAAGUCAGCGCAUGCGCAAAUUCAGUUGCGUACGUCUGUCUACACAGCAACUGAGCAUCCGAAACCUUGUCAGCUAUGAAAAGCAACAAGUUCCCAUCAACGCCAUCAUGUUUCUUGACACAAAGGGUAUCAAGAUCUGCGUCAGCCCUGAUAAAAAAUGGGUGCAGGAUGCUAUGAAGAAAAUAGACCAAAAACAUACCACCAAACGCAAAUAA
Messenger RNA from Eurypyga helias (sunbittern), 294 nucleotides. RefSeq names its product lymphotactin-like. Lineage: Eukaryota; Metazoa; Chordata; Aves; Eurypygiformes; Eurypygidae. Gene Ontology annotation, biological process: positive regulation of ERK1 and ERK2 cascade; inflammatory response; cellular response to tumor necrosis factor. The transcript is spliced from 3 exons. Bases 1 to 294 code for a protein of 97 amino acids. The record is from RefSeq and is a predicted model, not a curated record. Gene Ontology annotation, molecular function: CCR chemokine receptor binding; chemokine activity. Gene Ontology annotation, cellular component: extracellular region.